GAAUAAAAGAGUGGAAUAAAACAUAUGGCAGAGAAACUUACAGCUGCAAUCUUGUGGUGCAUUGGAAAAUCAAAUGUAGUCUGCUUGCACUAUUUGCAAGUUUUGAAAGCUUCAUCUGUCUUCCCUCCUUUCUUUUCCCAGAAUGCUCUGGACCACUGGGCAUGGAGGGUGGCAUAAUCUCCAACCAACAGAUAACAGCCUCCUCCACCCACCGUGCUCUCUUUGGCUUGCAGAAGUGGUACCCAUACUUUGCACGCCUCAACAAGAAGGGCCUGGUCAACGCCUGGACGGCUGCCGAGAAUGACAGAUGGCCAUGGAUCCAGAUAAACCUCCAGAGGAGAAUGAGGGUUACAGGGCUGAUUACCCAAGGUGCCAAACGUAUCGGCAGCCCAGAGUAUGUCAAGUCAUACAAAGUAGCCUACAGCGAUGACGGGAAGACCUGGAGAACAUACAAAGUCAAGGGCAAAGAUGAGGAUAUGAUUUUCAGGGGAAAUGUUGACAACAACGCUCCAUCAGCCAACUCUUUUACCCCUCCCAUAGAAGCCCAAUUUGUGCGCGUUUACCCCCAAGUUUGCAGGAGGCAUUGUACCUUGCGCAUGGAGCUGCUUGGCUGCGAGCUGACAGGCUGUUCUGAACCACUGGGGAUGAAGUCAGGCCAUGUCCAGGAUUAUCAGGUCACGGCUUCCAGCAUUUUCCGAACACUCAACAUGGACAUGUUCACUUGGGAACCUGGAAAAGCCCGUUUGGACAAACAGGGCAAGGUCAAUGCCUGGACAGCUGGACACAGUGACCAGUCACAGUGGCUACAGGUGGACCUGCUUGUGCCAACCAAGGUUACAGGGAUCAUCACACAAGGAGCAAAAGACUUUGGCCAUGUCCAGUUUGUCGGCUCGUACAAACUCGCUUACAGUAACGACGGAGAGCGAUGGAGUGUAUAUCAAGAUCAGAAACAAGGAAAAGACAAGGUAUUCCAGGGGAACUUCGACAACGACACACACAGAAAGAACGUGAUAGAUCCCCCAGUCUACGCUCGGUUUGUGCGGAUCCUUCCCUGGUCGUGGUACGGCAGGAUCACUUUGCGUGUAGAAAUACUGGGAUGCACAGAGCAAGAGUGAUGUCUCUCCGUUCUCCAUCUGUCUGUCCAUCAUCCCCCUCUUCUUUGGAAUACUGGAAUCUGUCAAGCAGUUGCUCAAAAAUAAACUGUUCAACCUGUAAAAAGAAAUUAAUUUCCAAUUAUUAUUAUUUUUUUUUUCAAGGAAUAAGCAUCUAAGUGGUGGUGGGGGUCUUGUUAGUUCUUUUGUACAAUGAUUUCAAACCUGCCUCCUGGUUCACUGUUUCAGUUUCCUACUUAAAAGCGUGAUCUUUGUCUUUUUAUUCCUCUCAAGAAUUGCCAUCCUGUUUGGAAUGAACUUAUGUAAGAUAUUUGGGUCAGGGUUAGGGGUCAGAAUGGGGUCUCACUGUGGUUUUACUGUGGAAGCUAUUGUACAGUGUCACUUUUUAACAAAGACGUUAAAACUGUCUCUCGUGCUUCAUGGGACAUUAUUAACCGACUCUGUAUCAUGACUAAACUGUCCAAGGAAGAAAAUAUAACAAAACAUGUUUUUAAUUUCAUAAUUGAACCCCCCUUCAAGCCAUGAAUACCCUCAAAGGAAAACAUUCAUCACAAUAUUAUUAACACACUUGUAUUAUAUGUAAAAGAUUAAGAAACUGCAUGGUACGUGAAUUAUAAAUGUAUAUUACAACAAAUCAUGAAAAACCUCCAGUCCUGAAAGCAAAUAGCUUUGAAUUAGGGACCUAUUUUUAUGUGCAUUUUUAAAUAGUUCUGACACAUUACUUUACACUUAUAAAAAUUUGUGCUUUGUGAGACAACAAGCAAACACUGCAGUUAAAGAGUUUUACUGCAGCACUGACACUGAAGCUUAGGGGCUUUAUUUAUUUAUCUGAUUUGUUGCUCCCUAUUUCUGAUUGUAGCUGGUCUUUUUCUAAAACGGUAUCUUCUGUGCUCAUUCCUUUUUUCUACUCUAUUGUCAGAUUUAUGAAAUAUGUUGUACCGUCCUCAUGUUGUCUUGGAGAUCUAAGAUGAAUUGAUUCAAAAGCUCAGGAUAGAUAUCAUUCACAAUACUCCCACAUAUAUAACCACUUGAAUAAUGUUUGGCCAGCUAAGCAUACUAUAAAUUUAUUGUACACAGAAAAUAGCAGAUGAGGGAAAGAAAGAAAUUACUGAUGUCAUCAGCAUAAUGUACAUACAUCAAAUAGUAAAGUUUUUUAUGUCUUAUAAUAAACAAAAUAUUAAUUUGCCAAUUUUCAAAAGAAAACAAAUGCAGACUGUGUUAAUAAAAGUGUGUAAUUUGCUCGAACAUUGAUGAUGGGCUAUACCAACAGUAGAGAACUCUAGUGUUUAUUGCAGGGUACCUAAGUAUUAAUGUUUUGUGUUAAAAACUGUACUUUUAUGUAAAGUAAUACUUGCAGGACA
This is a messenger RNA of Poecilia latipinna (sailfin molly), 2473 nucleotides long. RefSeq names its product EGF-like repeat and discoidin I-like domain-containing protein 3. Gene Ontology annotation, molecular function: signaling receptor activity. The record is from RefSeq and is a predicted model, not a curated record. The annotation marks the transcript as partial. The transcript is spliced from 6 exons. NCBI's taxonomy places the organism in Eukaryota, Metazoa, Chordata, Actinopteri, Cyprinodontiformes, Poeciliidae. Gene Ontology annotation, cellular component: plasma membrane.